This is a messenger RNA of Nelumbo nucifera (sacred lotus), 1581 nucleotides long. NCBI's taxonomy places the organism in Eukaryota, Viridiplantae, Streptophyta, Magnoliopsida, Proteales, Nelumbonaceae. The record is from RefSeq and is a predicted model, not a curated record.
AUGGAGUUUGAGACUCUUCUGGCCUUGAUAGGAACCCAGUUAAUAAAGAUAUGGCCCGAACUCAGUGUUGCAAUCUUUUGCCUCCUCUCCCUAAGAUGGUACCACACACACAAGAACGAGGUGUUGAUGCACUGGCCCAUCCUCGACGUAUACCCGUCUAUCCUCGCAAACGUCCACCGCAUUCAUCACUGGAUCGUCGACAUCGCCAACAAGAUCAGCUGCACUAUCGUCGCAAGAGGGCCGGUAUUCGGGCGCCUGGAUGUAGUGUUGACGUCCGACCCCCGGAACGUAGAUUACAUCCUCAAGACUAACUUCUCCAACUUCCCCAAGGGCCCUCAGUUGAAGGAGGCCUUCGAUCUGCUUGGAGACGGAAUUUUCAACGUCGACGAUGACAAAUGGCGUUUACAGAAGAGGCUGGCACACGUCGCCUUGGUGUCCAAGGAGUUCCGGAACUUCACCGGUGCGGUGACCAGGAAGUUGGUGCAGGAUGCACUCCUCCCCAUAAUGCUUCACGCUGCGAAACAUGGCACCAUUCUGGAUCUGGAGGAUCUGUUCAUGAGGUUCGCAUUCGACAGUGUAUUUACUGCUAUCUUUGGCAGAAGCCCAAACUCCCUAUCCUUGAGCUCUCCCAGUAAUGAACUUGCCGAAGCCAUCGACGAUGGGACGGAAGGCAUAUUCUACAGGCAUGUCAUGCCCAGAGGGCUGUGGAAGCUGUUGGGUUGGCUGAAGGUUGGCAGCGAGAGGAAAAUGAUCGAGGCCCGAAAGACCAUAGAUCAUCACUUGUUGCAGCAUAUUUCGUUUAAGAAAGAGGAAAUGCGUGAAGGAAUACAGAGUAGUGAUUUAAUAGCUAUGUACUUGACUACUCAAGCUCAACGUGGAGAAACCAGCAUUCACAGUGAAGAAUUCCUUCGAGACACGUCGUUGAGCUUCCUGUUUGCGGGGCGGGACUCGACGGGCACGUCGCUCGCUUGGUUCCUGUGGCUAGUUUCUACGACCCCGCACGUCGAGGCAAAGAUAUUGGAAGAGUUAAAGCAGGUGAAGAAAAGGAAAGAAGAUCCGGAGGGUCUCGGCGCGCGCGGCACAGCUGAACCAGCAGAGUGGCCUUGGGUUUUUGACUCGGAAGAUCUGAAAGAGCUGGUGUAUCUGCAUGCAGCUAUGUGUGAGUCUUUGAGGCUCAACCCACCACUCCCUCUCACCCGAAGAGGGGUUGUGAAAGAAGAUGUUCUCCCUGAUGGAACCACUGUGAGACCAGGGCAGAAGAUACUUAUCUCAAUGUACGCCAUGGGAAGGCUGGAGUGGCUGUGGGGGAAGGACUACCAGGAGUUCAAGCCAGAGAGAUGGGUUGAUGACAAGGGGAGAAUAAGCCAGGAUGCCAUGUCCAAGUUCUACCCUUUCACAGUCGGACCCAGAGCUUGCCCAGGUCGGAACAUGGCCUUUACCCAGAUGAAAUCCGCCGCUGCAGCCGUACUCUUCAAUUUCUGUAUUGAGGUUGUGGAGGGACAGAUCGUCAACCCAAUGUCGUCAAUAGUUCUCCACAUGAAGAAUGGAGUAAGAGUGAGGAUAAAACAAAGGGUGUGGUAG